Molecule: messenger RNA, 2615 nt
Organism: Hypoxylon trugodes
Lineage: Eukaryota; Fungi; Ascomycota; Sordariomycetes; Xylariales; Hypoxylaceae
Exons: 1
Coding region: 601-2187 (528 amino acids)
Source: RefSeq, a predicted model, not a curated record
GUCCAUUUUAUUAGGGGACCUCGGACGGGCAGCGAAGCAGUUGGCUGAACCCAAGCUGUCGAUCCCGGUCCUAUCCAGCGAAUGAGAGCGGCGAGGUGCCCGAGAUGGAUAUCUCCCGGCUUGGCGAAGUUUGGGGAUAAGGAUCCCUCAUUCAGCACGCAAAAUGUUUUUCCUUAGGUAAAGUAAAGGAUGGAUGAACAGAGUGUCUUGAAGGGGGGGAUGUGGGAGGUAGCACAGAUGGCUGAAGUUUUCCCUUCCGGCAUUCCAAUCUUUUUCUAUUCGGUCUCUCUCUGGUCCUUUUUUUUCCCUUUUCUACUUUUAUCUUCUUGUUUAUCCAUGUGGUAUUCCCCCCCUUGAUCGAAAUUUCCUCCCUCCUACCUGCGUGUCCUUAAUUGAAAACAAACCUACAUACAUCCAUCAUCUACCGGUCGGGGUGCCGGUUCAAUAGAUUGCUUACGUCGCCAUUUUCAUAUAGAGGUUCAAGCAGCACGGUUCGAGAGCCACGAUUCAGAGAGCUCCGGUAGAAGGCGCUCCCUAGGCAAAAUCUCGACCAAUAUGCUUAGCAGAGCCUCUAUGGUGCGGAGAUAGUCACGCUGAACGAUGAUGCGAACCGUAUCGAACCGGGUUUUACCCCUUGGCGCCCGCUACGUCUCUGUGCUAUUAGCUGCCCUACUCGUCUACUACGUCAUUCGUGAACCCCUCAACUCAGCUGUGAGUAAUAUAUCAAUAGGAGGGAAGGGCAAUUUCUAUACGACUGGUCCGGACAGCGAUCAAGAUGGUGUUCCUAUUCUUGGCGGCGAUAGUAAGUCGCGCUACGUAGGUCCCGCUGGCGCGGCGCAAGCUAUCCGCGACAAAAAUGAACAGCAAAGGCCAAUGGGGGAUAAUGGUCAUGCUAUCGCCUACGUGAAGAAGUACAAGCCAGACCCGGAACCAUAUACACCAAUUGGAGACCAUUUUCCAUUUCUCACACAUUCCGAAUCCCCACCGGCCGUCCUCGAAAAUAACCUACCUCCGUUCCCCCACGUCGAAGAAGCAACACCGCUCCUUAUCGGUUUCACAAGGAAUUGGCCAUUGUUACUACAAUGCGUCAGUAGUUACAUUGCAGCGGGUUGGCCGCCGGAGGAUAUAUACGUGGUCGAGAACACGGGGGUAUUCUAUUCGAAUAAGCGGGGUGAGCUGGAAUUGCAGAAUCCAUUUUUCCUCAACCACACUGCGCUCGCCAUUCUAGGAGUUAAGGUCAUCACGACACCGACACUCCUCAGUUUUUCGCAGCUGCAAAAUUUCUUCCUGCAGACAGCAAUUGAUCGCGAAUGGCCCUUUUACUGGUGGAGUCAUCAAGACGUGUUAGUCCUCAGCGACGAGGACGUAAAAAAGAAUGAUCGCGACCACGAUUGGGACCACGAUCCCUACGCGACCAUCUACGAGCGUUGCGUGGGACUACUAAGGUACCUCAAUGGCCCUGAUAUGCCGCCCUGGGCCACCCACUUCUUCGCCUUCGACCACCUCGCUCUCGUCAACCGCGAUGCGUACCUCGACGCCGGCGCGUGGGAUACAAAUAUUCCGUACUAUUCCUCCGAUUGCGAUAUGUACCUUCGCCUGCAUUGGGCCGGGUACUGGCAACCGCAAAGCGAAGUCGGUCUGAUUUUCGACGUCGCGACUGUGCUUGACGAUAUCUCAGCGCUGUUCCGCGUCCCUGGCGCCCAUGCUACGUUCCAGGGCGAUCCGGUAUAUGCGCUUGUGGCGGGCGGCGAUGCGAGUUCUGAACAGGAACGCGCGCAUCGCGAGGCGGAGCUUAAGCGUGAGCAGGAUAUGUGGCCGUGGGUCGAUAAGGAGGGCGAGACUUUUGCGCAUCUCGUGGAAGUCGCUGGGCGCAUGCAGGAUGCGAAAUGGGCGGAUGAAGGUAUUAAUCGCAACUCCUGGCAGGGAAGGCAGACGGGUGGUCAGUCUGAUCCGUUUUAUCGCGACCCUGAGGGCUUCGCGGCGGGUAUUGAGACGUUGGUGGAGGCUGGACGCCGGGUUUUCGCUGAUAAGUGGGGACAUCGUGGGUGCGACUUGUUGUCGCUGGGUAUUGAGGGUAAAGAUGCUUGGCGCCUUGAGCGCGAUUGGGAUAUUCAUGAAGCUCCUGGAAAUGAGGGCGGGAGCUGGGGUAAGGAUUGGAUGACGGGGGCUCUGGAUCUAGCUCCCUAGGUUGCCUUCAUACCUUCAACCUAGGUAUAGAAAUAGGUAAAUGGAUGUGAAUGGAGGGGAGUCGGUAGAUUUGAGCAAAACAUAUCGCUCGGUUAUGAGGUGGCAGCGAUUUUCAAAACUGCGUGUAUAUACUCUUCGGCGUUAGAUGGACGGAUUGGGAGCAGCGUCUCCCCUGGCGUUUCUGAGACGAUUGAUCUUUCAAAAGCGCUUGCGCGUAUAUAUAAAGCUCAUAGCAACGAUACAAUUGUAGAUAAUUUACUUAUGAUUUCGCUUUGCGAUUUUUUGCCUAGGUUGAAGAUGGGAUUCAUGUCGUGUAGAUCUGCAAGACACCUGAAGAAUCAAUCAUAUACAGCUCCUGAGAUCUACGAUAUUAAUUGUCUUCAUUAUACAUUAGGUAUCAUAGGUGCAUUCGACCACUGAGACCUCCU